CUUGUGUUCACUCAUUUAUAAAUAUCCUCGCUGUAUGGGUUUUGUCGCGAAUAAGCAACGAUCUCGCGUAGUGUAGAAAUAAUGACUUUUUUCUUGUUAUUAUUGACAGAGACAUAACCUGAUUGAAAAGUCAGUUUUCAGCAAAUGAAUGCAGCAGCAGAUAUUAAUAACUAAUAAUGUCAUAUAUACGGAAAAGGACCAACUAUUUAAAUACCAGAGACAUGCAGGUGUGGCAGCUGAUCACCAUUGGUGUUAUGGUGCAUCUCAUCCUGUUCUAUUCAAUUUUUGAUAUCUACUUCACAUCUCCUUUGGUUCACGGAAUGGAACGAUUUGCACCAGAGUCGCCUCCUCCUGCCAAGAGACUGGUGCUGUUCUCAGCUGAUGGUCUUCGUGCUGACAAACUGUUUGGACUUGGCACCGGUGGAAAAACACACGCUCCAUACUUGAGGAAUAUUCUCACAACAAAUGGAUCCUGGGGUGUUUCCCAUACUCGUGUACCCACAGAGUCAAGACCAGGUCACGUUGCCAUGAUCGCAGGCUUUUACGAGGAUGUCAGCGCUGUUGCCAAAGGCUGGAAGGAAAAUCCUGUAGAGUUUGAUUCUGUGUUUAAUGAAAGUCGUGCCACCUGGUCUUGGGGGAGUCCAGAUAUUCUGCCAAUGUUUGCCAAAGGAGCAAGUGGUGACCAUGUGUUUACGGACAGCUACACGUCUGCUGAGGAAGAUUUUGCUUCAGCAAAUGCCGCCCGUCUUGAUAUUUGGGUUUUUGACAAGGUCACGGAAUUUUUAGCUGCAGCUAGAGGAAAUGCUACUUUGUAUGAGAAGCUGCAUCAAGAUAAAAUUGUAUUUUUUCUUCACCUGCUUGGACUGGACACAAAUGGUCAUUCACACAAACCUUACUCGAGCAUUUACAUGAGAAGUAUAGAAAUUGUAGACGAGGGUAUAAAGAAUAUGGUCUCUUUGUUUGAAGAGUUCUACCAGCAUGACGAGAAGACGGCGUAUGUCAUGUCGGCUGACCAUGGGAUGACAGACUGGGGUUCACACGGCUCUGGUGAUCCACAAGAGACACUGACUCCCCUGGUGGCCUGGGGUGCAGGAAUACGAAAAGCAGCUCCUCACGACAGUUGUGGUGAUCAUGCAGACAACUUUUGUUCAGAAUGGCAGUUGUCACAUGUUAAAAGAAAUGAUGUGUCGCAGGCGGACGUUGCACCACUCAUGUCUUAUCUGAUAGGUACUGCAUUCCCAAAAAAUUCUCUUGGUGUUCUUCCGCUGUCCUAUCUGGGUGUCUCUGACUGGCAUAAAGCAGAAGGACUGUUUGCUAAUGCCCAGCAAAUAGCUGCCCAGUACCAGGUGAAAAUGACACAGAUUAAAGAUACAACAUUCUCUCUAACAUUUCGACCUUUCAAAGAUUUGUCACCUUCUGAUGAGGUGGGCUUUGUUCGUCAUAUAAGGAAACUCAUUCAGACUGGGAAUUACAAGCAGGCUAUAACAGAAAGCCAGAAUUUCAUUGAAAAGUCUUUGAGAGGAUUGAAUUACUACCAGACAUAUGACAGACUCUUUUUAGGGUUGAGUAUUGUGUGCGGUUUCCUCUGCUGGAUGUGCUAUGUCGUACAUCUGGUUUUGAGAGAACAUUCGGGCCUCGUGUUGAAAUCACAGAAGUACAGCAGCUCUUUACAACAACACCUGCAGGUUAAUGGUGUGGCAGGUGUAAUAGUCUGUCUCAUGCUGCUGGUCCAGUCUUCACCACUAACGUAUUACGUCUACUCUCUGAUGUCGGUCUUCAUGGUAACAGCUGUCUAUAACUGUCUUCAUAUAUACAUCAUCUGCCUGAAGGCUGCCUCAGAGAAACGGAUGAUUUUCCAAAUCACAGGAUACCUCGUUCUUUGUUUUUUAGGUCUUGAACUCGCUGUUCUUAGUUUUUUUUACCGACAGAUUUUGUCGGUUGGGCUGAUAUGUGUGGCUUUCUGGUCCUUUGUCUCCAAAGAUUCACAAAAAUCAAAGUUUAUCUCGUUUGGCUGGUUGUUUAGCUGUCUGCUGCUGGCUGUUUUCCCUCUGCUUCCUGUUGUGGGUCGGAAUGCUAACUACAAUCUUGUACUGGUUUCGGGAAUUGCAGCAGUCUUCUUUGGGUGUGCUGUAGCAAUAUGGUUUGGCUUGUUGCAAGCAAAGCCUGGAGUAAGUCAGCUAGUUAUAUGUCUGCAGCUUGUAUCCAUAUUGUUGGCAACAUACAUAGUGUGGAGCACGUCCCAUGCCGUUCAGCACUAUCGGCCUGUUCCAGCUGUCAAUCACACACUCAGCUGGAUUAUAUUAGUUGUGAGUCCUGUUUUACCACUGCUGAUGAAGACGAGUGUGAAAGAACGGCUGUUUAGUUUAGCCUUGGCCUUCAUGUCUCCAUUUCUACUGAUGAGUAUAACAUAUGAAGGUCUGUUUGUCCUGUCAUUGCUGACGCUGUUGUUUUUUUGGAUCAGGAUGGAAGAGAUGAUGUCAAGUACUUUCUCUAAAAAGGAACUUGUCAACAUAAAUUUUGUUCCAAGUGGCCCGCACCUUUCUGGCAAGAAAAUUUUAGGGGAUGCAACUCCGAUGAGAUGGUUGGAGCUUGACGAUUUAAGGAGAGCAUUCUUUUAUGUCUUUCUAAUACUGACUGCAUUCUUUGGAAUGGGUAACAUCGCUAGUAUAAACAGUUUUGAUCCAGCCUCCGUGUACUGUUUCGUCACAGUGUUCAGCCCUUUCAUGAUGGGAACGCUGAUGAUUCUUAGGAAUCUGAUCCCAUUUCUACUGGUGACGUGUGCAUUGCGAGCCAUCCAUGUUGUGACCGACAUUCCAAUCCGAGCUCUCUUCCUCUUGGUCAUGGUGAUGACCGACUUUAUGGGAUUGCAUUUUUUUUUCCUUGUCAAAGAUUAUGGUAGUUGGUUGGACAUUGGUACCAGCAUCAGUCACUAUGUGAUCGCCAUGGUAAUGAACAUCACCUUGAUGCUGAUCAUGGGGUUGUCACACGUUCUUACCUGCAGUAGACUGACACUGAGUUGGAACAAAGAUCAACAAGGAUAAUCAUUGUUAUGUUUUUAUUUAUCUUUGCCUGUGCAUGAUCCUAACAUCUUGUGUCCAGUGAAAUGUGUUGAACCAGGGAACAUUUUGUUUUCAAAAUCUUCAUUAGCAAUAUUUCAAGUCAAUAAAACUUAUAUUAGCAACUGCUGUUUAAUGUUUUAAAAUUGCGUACCAAUCUCUGAAACUUGCGUAGCAAAUUGUGAUACGAUACUGAACAAAAUGUUCCAUAUGAACAAGAGAAAAUAAAAAUGAUUUUUGUUGUCAUUUUCAUGAAAUACAAGCCAACUUACGAUGGCCAUAGUCAGUUUCUGCCUAUGUCAUAGCAGUAAGUUUUUGUUUGUUAAAGUUACCGCAUAAAUUUACGAGUGAUUAUACAUGGUUAUUGUACACUUACAAUGUUUUUAUUGACAGUUGGUUGUCCUGAGUGCAAAAGCUCAAGGAUCUAUCUGGUGUUAAUCAAAACAGAGACAUUUUUUAAUAACCACGCGAAUCAUGAGUAAAUAUAUGUGGUAACUGACGUAUACUCUGCCCCAAUGUAAAGUUGCAUGAUGUAUUAAGGUGUCUGGCUCAGUGAAAGGUGGGGGUUACAAAGUGUGCAGUUAUACAGAGUUAUUGCACACUUUUGUUAAUGGAGAAAACAAGGUAAAUGUGAUACAAUCAAAGUUAAAAGUUUGUUUUGUUUAACAACACCACUAGAGCACAUUUAUUUAUUAAUCAUCGGCUAUUGGAUGUCAAACAUUUGGUCAUUCUAACCUAGUCUUAGUAAAUCUGCUACAUUU
Gigantopelta aegis is the source of this 3817-nucleotide messenger RNA. RefSeq names its product GPI ethanolamine phosphate transferase 1-like. The transcript has 31 exons. Gene Ontology annotation, cellular component: endoplasmic reticulum membrane. Gene Ontology annotation, biological process: GPI anchor biosynthetic process. The record is from RefSeq and is a predicted model, not a curated record. Gene Ontology annotation, molecular function: mannose-ethanolamine phosphotransferase activity. NCBI's taxonomy places the organism in Eukaryota, Metazoa, Mollusca, Gastropoda, Neomphalida, Peltospiridae. Bases 177 to 3041 code for a protein of 954 amino acids.